CAAAGGCAAAAAUCCAAAACCCUAAUUACCCGCCCCGCACCCAUUCUCCUUCUUCCUCUUCUCUCCGAAAUGGUUUCUGCAGCCUCUCCAAGAAUACCUACCGAGACGGUGAAGAACGCCGUGGAGGCUCUCCUGAAGUGGCGAGAUUCCAAUUCCGAGUCUCACAAACCCAAACUCUUCGACGCCGACGAAGAAUUCGUUUACUUAGUCGUCACUCUGAAAACCAUCCCUCACAAAUCCCGCGUUAACCCUUACAAGGUCCCUUUACCCCACUCUCUCCUCUCUCCCUUCAACGAAACUUGCCUCAUCAUUGACGACAGGUCCAAAUCCAAACCCACUAAACAAGAAGCUCAAAAGAAGAUCAAGGCCGAUAACGUCGCCGUUUCCAAGGUCCUCAGGUUGUCGAAGCUGACCUCUGAUUACCGCCCUUUUGAGGCGAAGCGGAAGCUCUGUGAUUCAUAUGAUCUUUUUUUCGCUGAUAAGAGAGUGGUGCCUUUGAUGCCCAGGCUGUUGGGGAAGAAAUUCUUUAAGAAGAAGAAGGUGCCGGUGCAGGUGGACUUGACUAAGAAGAAUUGGAAGGAGCAGGUGGAUAAGGCGUGUUCGUCGGCGCUUCUGUUUCUUGGAACGGGGACUUGUUGUGUUGUGAAGGUUGCCAAGGUUUCCAUGGAGAGCGAGCAGAUUGUUGAGAAUAUGAUGGCUGCCAUUGAGGGGGUUGUUGAGGUUGUGCCGAAGAAGUGGGCGAAUGUGAGGUCCUUGCAUGUUAAGCUUUACGAGUCGCUGGCGCUGCCUGUUUUCCAGGCUGUUCCGGAGGUGAAGUUGAGGAUUGAGGGAAGUAAGGUUGAGGAGGCGGAGAAAGAGAAGCAGACGAUGAAGGAGGAGGAAGAGGGCGAAGACAAUAGUGGCGCGAAGGCGGUGAAGAAGAAGAAGAAGAAGAAGGGGAGGAUUCAUGAAGUUAGAUACAUGGAUAGCGAAGUUGGUGAGGAUAAUGUUGAAGAUGCGGCAGGUAGUGAGGAUGAUGGUGGUGGUGUUGUUAUGGAGGAAGAUUUAAAGGAUGCUGGAAAAGGUAGUGGAGAAUUUGCGAAUAAGAAGAGGAAGAAAGGGGCAUUGAGUGAGUUGAGCAGUGUCAAAGAAUUGAAAAAAUCUGUUAAGAGAAGUGGUAAACAGGAUAAAUCUGCGAAAGUGAUGAAGGAAAAUUCCAUCAAGAAGAGUCAGAAUAGUGAAUUAUCUGUUGAGGAUGGAGAUUCAGGAAAGAAGGGGAAGAAUAUCAAGAAGAAACUAUCUCAAUUGAAGUCAGAAGAAGCUGAUUUGAAAAAGAAAGUGAGGGCCAAGAAAAGUAAGAAGGCUGCUUAAGGUUAUUGUUAGGAUUUACUGUUAGAUUUCACUGCUUGAUUUAACUCUUGGUGGCUGCCAUGUGUUGUUUUCAUUUGUUGAGUCCUCUGGCAGAUUUUGUAUCAAGCAUAAUUUGUUUUGUUAUUCUUUUUGCGUUCUGUUUUGAUCA
Molecule: messenger RNA, 1498 nt
Organism: Arachis duranensis
Lineage: Eukaryota; Viridiplantae; Streptophyta; Magnoliopsida; Fabales; Fabaceae
Exons: 1
Coding region: 70-1350 (426 amino acids)
Cellular component (GO): 90S preribosome
Source: RefSeq, a predicted model, not a curated record